Gigantopelta aegis is the source of this 6824-nucleotide messenger RNA. RefSeq names its product phosphorylase b kinase regulatory subunit beta-like. Gene Ontology annotation, molecular function: calmodulin binding. The record is from RefSeq and is a predicted model, not a curated record. Gene Ontology annotation, cellular component: phosphorylase kinase complex. Lineage: Eukaryota; Metazoa; Mollusca; Gastropoda; Neomphalida; Peltospiridae. The coding region runs from base 81 to 3365 and encodes 1094 amino acids. The transcript is spliced from 25 exons. Gene Ontology annotation, biological process: glycogen metabolic process.
CUAAAUAAAAUUGUUAGUUAUCGAAAGCUUUCGUUAAUCUUGUUUUAUAGAUAAAAUAUGGAACUCUGAAGGACGGAGUCAUGAGCACCUCUAGUUUGCGAAUCGUGAUCGAUAAUCGAAUAGGAAGCAGUUAUUCAGGAACUGCUAUCGAUGUUUCCGUCUCCGACCCCGAACAAGUUGUCAAACGACUUGACGAAUAUUAUUUUAUGUUAAAAAGUCAGAUAUUACAGUACCAGAGUUGCCCUCUUGGUCUAUUUCCAUCCUGUGGAUCACCAGAGAACACGUCCAAGGUUGCCUAUGUGCGAGACAGUAUUUAUUGUGCAGCAGCCGCGUGGGCUCUAUCUCAAUGCUACAGACGCAUUGAUGAUGAUCAAGGCAAGACUCACGAACUCGGGCAGAUUGCCGUGAAAUGCAUGAGAGGAAUCCUGUUCUGCUGGUUACGUCAGGCUGAAAAGGUGGAACAGUUCAAAUCAAACCAGAGUUCAGAGUUUGCCCUACAUUCUUUGUUUCACAUCAUCACUGGGGACCCAGUGUACAGCAGUGAUGAAUACGACCAUUUACAGAUUGAUGUCAUAGCUCUGUACCUGGUGUUUCUUGUCCAGAUGAUCAAUUCAGGCCUACAGAUCAUAUUUUCAUCGGAUGAAGUGAAGUUUAUUCAGAAUCUGGUCUUCUAUGUUGAAAGAGCAUAUCGGACACCAGAUUUCGGCAUCUGGGAGCGAGGAAGCAAGUACAACAAUGGAUCUAUAGAAAUACAUGCCAGUUCGAUUGGCAUGGCGAAGGCCGCACUUGAGGCUAUAAACGGAGCCAACCUGUUUGGAGAACAAGGAGCGGCCUGGUCAGUAAUUUACGUUGACGUGGACGCCCACAACAGAAACAGGACGAUAUUUGAAAGUAUUCUGCCUCGAGAAUCAAACUCAAAGAACACCGACGCAUCUCUCCUUCCCACCGUCAGUUGGCCGACGUUUGCCAUACACGAGAAGGAUACAAAGGAACGCACGAUCCACAAGGUGCUCCGCAAGUUGGAAGGAAAGUAUGGUUUGAAACGCUUCCUUCGAGAUGGCUACAAGACCGUCAUUGAAGAUCAGAACAGAAAGUACUACAGACCUGCUGAAAUAAAAAAUUUUGAUGGGAUAGAAUGUGAAUGGCCGAUGUUUUAUAUUUACCUCAUAAUUGAAGCCGUUUUCUCUGAUGAUAGAGAAAGUCUGGAGAAAUAUGCCAAGAAGUUGCAGCCUUUGUUGAUACAGAGCAAGGAUGGACUGUUGGUUCCCAAGUAUUACUACGUUCCUGAAGACACCAUUGAGCUGGAGAAGAUGCAUCCUGGGAGUCAGGAGCGACUGCCCAGCCCAGAGGGAUCCACGGGCGGGGUCUUCAUGUGGGGUCAGGCCAUCUACAUCAUCAGUCAGCUGUUAGUUGAAGGUUUGCUGGCAAGGAAUGGUCUCGACCCAGUUCGUCGGUAUCUUCCAGCACCAGAGAGACCCAGGUUCAAUACUCGGUACUCCAAGUUUCAGGGAACUCCACACGACCUCGGAAUCCAGAUUGUUCUGAUCGCAGAGAGUGCUCGCCUGCAGCAGCUGCUGGGAACAUACGGGAUCCAGACCCAGACCCCACACCAGAUAGAGCCAAUGCAGAUCUGGUCCCCCAAGGAGCUGACCAAGGCGUACGAAUACCUCGGCUUAAACACCAAGUUGGGACUUUCUGGUCGCCCCAGUAGGCCGUUCGGUGUGCUCAGUACAUCAAAGAUCUACCGAGCCUGUGGUAAAACGAUUAUCUGCUACCCACUUCUGUUUGAGCUGAGUGAGUUUUACCUGGCUCAGGACAUCAAUCUGGUGAUGGACGACUGCAGGAAUGAUUUGGCAUUUCUGUCAAAGUGCUGGAAGCUGUCUGGACGACCCACAUGGUGCAUGCUGAUCAGAGAAAAUGCCAUCAGAGGUUACAAUUUCGGAGGAUUCCUUGAUCUGUUGGCUCAGUUUAAGAAGGGAAUGGUGGAUGGAGUCCGGGUCAAAAUUGGCCGACUGCAGUCUUUCAUCUCAUCAGCUUGCAUCGAGCACCUGGACUUCCUGCACAUGUUGCCGGACCCAUCCAUCUUCAUCCCAGUGCAGGAGAAAGUCGACUCGGCCACUAAUCUGACCAGUCUGACCGAACUACCCCACCAGGAGGAGCCCGAACACGGAGACUAUCUCAUUGAACAGGCAUACAUGUGCUAUGAGUCACCUUCGUUGUAUGUGUUACUUAAGGAACUGCGCACAAAAGAAGUGGGGCAGCUUGUUCAGCAGCUGAAUUCCGUCACUGGGUUGAUGCCGCAAGCCCAGAUUCUCAAACUUCUGUACGAGAGGGAGGGGGCAUUCUUCCGCAUCGAUGGCCAGACAAUCGGUACAAAGCUCGAGUCGAUAGUCCUCAAGGCCGGAGAGUUCCGCAACUGGGCUGUCGUCAGGUUGUGUUCAGCGUUACUAGGCAAACUUGUCGACAGUCUGGCUCCCUCGGUGACAGCGGUGCUCGUCAAGGGAAAACAGAUAACGGUGGGGGUGUUUGGUCACGAGGAGGAGGUUCUCGACAAGCCGAUCAGCCCGAAUGAACUGAAGAACAUCAUUUACAGCAAGUGUCUGCCAUACGACAUCAGCCAGUCCGUGCUGCAGCAGGAGCUCAUUCUGUGUAUCGGCAAACUGAUCGCCACCUCCUCGCACCUCUUUGAUGGGAUCCUCAAAAUCAGAAUAGGGUGGUUCAUCCGUGCAAUGCAGGUUGAGAACGAGCGCGUGACUGGAUCGUCCGACAUUCUCAGCUUGUCACCGUACCAGAUCAACGAGCUCAUGUACGCCGUGCUGACUGUCAACUCUAACGAGGCUCAGUACCGAACACCCUUCCAGAAGAGACGGCUUGAUGGAGCUUUGAACCGAGUACCCAAGGACUUCUACGACAAAGUUUGGCAGAUUCUGGAGAGAACUCCAGGUGGUAUCAAAGUGGCAGGCUAUCUGCUGCCUCAGCAACCGACCCUGUCUGACAUGACAAUGUAUGAACUGAACUUCUCACUGCUGGUGGAGCAGAUGUUGAGUAAGAUCGUAGAACCGGCUUACAGACAGAUCAUGGUUGAGACAUUCAUGGUGGUAUCAACUAUUCUCGAAAGGAAUCCAGAGUUAACGUUUCAGAAAACUGUCAAUAUGGACAAGAUAAUUGAGGAAGCAUUUGAAGACUACCAGCAGGACCUGAGUCGACUGGAGGAGUAUGAGAAGCAGGAUGACAAGAGCGGCUUCUUCAACACGCCGCCGCACGUGAAGCACGGCACGACCAGCUACAUCGCCAAGUCCAUCAUCAAACAGCUGCUCGACGGCGAACUCCGCGUCUUCUCAGACGACACAUGUCAGAUUUGUUGAUCGAGGCGACUUGUUAACGAUGACACGUGUCACAUUUGUUGAUCAAGGCGACUCGUUAACGAUGACAUGUGUCACAUUUGUUGAUCAGGGUGACUCGUUAAUGAUGACACAUGUCACAUUUGUUGAUCAGGGUGACUCGUUAACGAUGACAUGUGUUACAUUUCGUGAUCGGAGCAACUCAUUAACAAUGAUAGGUGUCACAUUUCAUGAUCGAGUCACAUUUCGUGAUCGUUGAUGAUGACAUGUGUUACAUUUGGUGAAUGGUGGUGACUCGUUAACAAUGACACGUGUCAAAUUUUUUGAUUGUGUCACAUUUUGUGAUUGGGGCAGCUUGUUAACAACGACACAUGUCACAUUUCAUGAUCAAGACCACUCAUUAACGACACAACACGCGUCACUGUUUUUGUCAUCAGGGUUGCUCGUUAAUGACGUGUGUCGCUGGUUUAUUAUAUUGGCUAAUUAUGGCCUGAUGCCAGUACUGGCCCCAUGCGUUUAAAAACUUUUAGAAUCUAGAUAUAAGACUCUUAAUAGAGUCUGAGACUUUUAACGUCAUCAGGCGCCUGUGUGCAAGAAAUUUUGUAGCCAGCAAUGUUUUUAGAGGGUUCGUGUCAUGAUCCCCUGGAAAAUACAUUUUAAAAAUUUAUUGCAUCAGGAGGGGUUGACUGUUAAGUUUUACGAGCACGGACUCGGGACCCGAGUAGGUGUGACUGUGUGGUGUUUCAGUGUCUGUCGAGUUGUAUUUGGUAGAGCGAGUUGGAUUGUGUUGAAAAAAAAAGCACUGGUGAUGUGUACAGCACUUUAAUGAAUGGAGUGAAAUAUUGUUAGUCUGGACAGUAUGGGUCAGACUCUAGAGAACUUGUGAGGGCAUGAACCCCCCCCCCCCCCCCCCCCCCCCUUCCCCAUACACACCAUCCAAUUUGAGGACAUAAAAAAAGAAUUCUUGUCCAACCACAAAUUUGAGCACCACAGAAUAGAUUUUCUUGUCCUGCUAUGUAUAAAAUAACCUAAAUAGCUAAAAAGUGUCAUUGCUGUUUUGUUUUCCGAAUGCUAGUAAAUUGUAUUCAGAGAUGUACCUGGGGAUCAUCCUUCUACACAUCCCUCAACUGGUUGUCUUUACACCCGACCCAGCACUUUAAAUAUCAUCCCUAGACUUUGACUUAGAGUAUUUUUACAUGCCCCUAUACCACAAAGGUUUCAGGCAUGUCCAUCCCGGGUCCGGUCUCAGGGUAGCCAGUGAUCUGACCCGGGACAGAAACAGUAGGGACGAUUUUGAAUAUUUUUUACACUAAAGGCAAAAUGGGACAUUACUAAAAAAAAAUUAUAUAAAAUUUAGAAAGCGCAAUCUAAAAUAAUAUACUAUAUUAAAUUCCUAUUUCUUAAUAUACUAUUUAAUUAGUUUAUAAUAUGCACUAUUUUUGAUUGGGCAUUUCUAAAAUUUACCUAACCUAUUAAGAUAAUUAUAAAUAUAAAUUAGCCCUACAUCCCUAGAGGCUUGUUUCUUUUUCUUGAAAAAGUGGCUACCAGUACAUUAUAUAAAAUAUCCUUACCAUGUAAGUAUCCUUCAAGAGUUGUCUCCCUUGGUCAUCUCACCACUUCGAUGUCAAGCACCAAACCACAAGAUUUUGUCAAUCAUGAAUUCAAGGUUGGUGAGGCAAUUCUGAAUUUGUGCUGACCAUGUAUGUCAUAUUUUGUGAUCAGGGUCUGUUAAAAGUUUUUACAAAGUCAAGUCAAGUCUUGUGACAAAGUCAUAUUGCAUGACAUGUCAAUCCAAGUCUGUGAGUGUGAGGCAAUUACAUGUGAUUUAGUAGACAACCGAUUCGGACUCUCCUGUAAUGUGACAAGUCACAAAAACCAAAACAAAAAGAAUGUGGUAUUUUAUUUAUCUGAUUUUCACAUCCACUAUGUGACUGCUUUCAGAUUUUAGAUUUUUAUUUUUAAUAUAGUUUAUUCAUUGGCUGAAUAUUCAGUGAUUUAUUGACAUAUAGCUGACUUUAAUUGUCUACAUGUUAGGUAAUAUAUAUUCUGAAUGUGAAUGCUCACACCAGCUUAGAGUGAUGUACAUAAUUAUAUGAUUUCAGUUGAUGUACUUACAACAUUUUUCAAUUUUCAUUGGCUGUUAUUGCAAUUGAACUAUGAACCUCAUUUUAAAAUAUGUCUGUAAAGCAUUUGCAGACAAAAAAAACCCAAAAGGAAUAUUUGUUUAACCACACCUAAAGAUAUUUUUAAUUUUGACUAUUUGCCACACAAGUUACUCCUAUCUUUCCGAUACAGGAUAGUACAUACCAUGGCCUUUAAUUUACCAUUUGUAGACAACUGGUUGGACCUCGGGUAAAACAUGGGUCCAUUGAGGGCCAUCAAUUCUAAUACCCAUUAUACUACAGGCUCUGUCACUGCCAAGCCUAGUAGCAGACAAAUCAAAAUGGAAGAAAAGAGUUAUAUGAAAUUAAUGUAACCCAGGCCAUUGCACCAUCUCUGUUUGAGAAUGCCACAGUAUUUUACUGUCAGCACCAAAACUAUGCAUGGAAUGCUGCUGAAAUACUGAGGUCUAUUAAUGGGAUACUCCAUCAAAUAUUAUGCACAUUCUACUGGCAUGCUCAUCAGAAAUGGAGGAGUGAACGAAAACGGUGAUACGACAAUCUAUAUAUGUCACAGUAUUAAAAUGUUUCUCAGCAUAAUUGCUUUAAUUGUCAUACAUGUAUGUCACAUUGACUCUGAAUGACUAUGUUUGAUAUUAACUCUGAUAUAGUGUUGCACUAACCCUAUGUUUGGCUCUAACUCUAAUAUGAUGUCAUAUUGACCAUGGUAUGACCUAGUCUUGUCUUCAAGUCCGAUAUAGUGUCAUGUUGACCAUGGUAUGACCCUAGUCUUGUCUUCAAGUCAGAUAUUGUGUCAUAUUGACCCUGAAUGACCUAUAUAUUUACAGAGUUAGUAGUUGUACUUACUAUUGCAUUUUUUUACAUUUAAUGUGUAAUAGUGAAAAAAAAUUACAGUGGAAAUCUCAAAAUAAUUACCUAUUGUGUAUUAUUAUUAUUAUUAUUUAUAUACAAAUGGGCUGUAGCUCAGGUUGGUCAUGGCAGGUUCAGAUUUAAUAUUUAUCUGUAAGAUUACAAAUAUUUAUAUAUGUAUUUAGAUUGUCACACAUGUGACCUGACAAACCUGUUGCUGUGUUGGAACAUUUUAACAGAAACUUUAAUAAUGAAAUCUGUGUUGCUAAUAACCAAUUUUGUUAUUGUUAUUGAUAUGCUGUAUUUAAUGAGGGUUUUUUUGUGAAGUGGGUUUUUUUUUUAAUAUUCUGUUGUUUGAAGUUCUGGAGCCAAGUUUACCAAAUGUUGUAAGGUCGAUGACAGUCACGUUUCACACCCUUGUUUUGGCUUCGUACACAAUAAAUAAAACAUAUCCAUGGUAAUUUUUCAAUUCAAUAUACAUGUAUUUGACAAAAGGUACUUUUUAUUUCUUUCA